UCUAGUAUAUAAUGGAUUGUUUUGUCCUAGAAUUAUUAAACGGGUGAAAAGCCAUAAUUAAUUAUGUCUAAAUUGGUUUUCUUUGUUACUGUUCUUGGGCUUAUUGCUAAGGGUUAUUCGCUACCAAACCCUAAUGUGCGCAUAGUAGGGGGCCAAGAUGCCCCUGAGGGCCGUGUGCCCUACCAGGUGUCCCUACGGGUAUUUGGCUCGCAUUUUUGCGGAGGAAGCAUUCUCAACAAGCGAUGGGUGCUGACCGCUGCGCAUUGUACUGAGAGCACGGCUCACUGGCUGAUCUCAGUAGUGGUGGGAACAUCAAGUUUAUCUAAAGGAGGAGUCCGUUACUCAGUGGACUUGGUCUCCGUGCACGAAAACUAUGACAACCAGGUGAUCACGCAAGACAUCAGCCUCAUCCGAGUGUCCAAAAACAUAGUGUUUAACGGCUUAGUGCAGCCCAUCGCACUCCCGGACUCCGACACUGAAGCCGGAGCGCCUCUGUUCCUGAGCGGCUGGGGCCGGAUCGCAUACCCAGGCAAUCUUCCUGACCAUCUUCAGAUGAUCAACCUGACCGCGUUGAGCGUACAAGACUGUCAAGAGCGUUUGUCCAGCAUCAACCCGGUGUUCGAGUCCCAGAUAUGUUCCCUGACUCAGGCUGGUGAGGGAGCUUGCCAUGGCGAUAGCGGGGGUCCUCUAGUGGAGGGAGGGCGGGUAGUGGGGGUGGUGUCGUGGGGCAUGCCGUGCGCGCGCGGCUACCCCGACGUGUACACGCGCGUGUACCACUACACUGCCUGGAUUCACGAGCGGAUCUCAACUGAUGAGUAGCCUAGUA
This is a messenger RNA of Cydia amplana, 826 nucleotides long. Its product is annotated as chymotrypsin-2-like. NCBI's taxonomy places the organism in Eukaryota, Metazoa, Arthropoda, Insecta, Lepidoptera, Tortricidae. The transcript is spliced from 6 exons. Bases 64 to 819 code for a protein of 251 amino acids. Gene Ontology annotation, biological process: proteolysis. Gene Ontology annotation, molecular function: serine-type endopeptidase activity. The record is from RefSeq and is a predicted model, not a curated record.